GCGCUGCGUCUCUGCUCUCGGAUCAGUCCGCCUCCACAUGGCUCAUGCGGCACUGUAUAGCCUACUCCUUCAUUCGACCCCAGAACACAACAUCAUGUCACGCUCUGGUAUUAAGUCAGGCGCACAGAUUCAUAUGCACUCUGACGUUGUCUGAGAUAAGUUUUAUUUGCUACUUCGUGGCCCUUGCACCUGAUUUAACAACGGAACCAGGAGCAACAGUCGUUUGCGCAGAGCCUUGGCUGCAGAGGAAGCAGGAGGUAGCUGACAUUAAACAAAACCAAAAGCGAUUUUAGUGUCUUCUGAGGCGGAGGGACAUCAUUGGGACAAAAAAAAGAACUUUCAUCUGGGAUCAAAUAAAGAAAUUAACCAUGCUCGGCGGCGAAGGAGAAAGCAGCGCAUACCCUUCAGCGAAAGACGCAGCGGAUGAGAGGCGCAAGUCUCCGACUGGGGAUGGGGAUGAUCCUGGCGCAAGCAACAGGUACACAGAGCAUGUGAUGGGUGCAGAGCGGUACUACAUGCCACCCACGAUUUCUAAGCAAAGCCCAGACACAGCGAACCCCUGCUCUUUUAUUCCUUAUACCCCCAGUGGGACGGUUUACACCCCGUCCAGCGCUGGCAGGUAUCCCUCAUCUCUCCACUUGGGCUCCGUGUUGCCUCCCGCGGGAUUUUCCUCAUCGGCCUCCGGGCGCAGUCACUUCAGCCCGGCUUACCAGCUCGGGCAGAGCCCCGGCUGCAUCUACCCUCCUUACACCGGCUCAGGGUCCGCUCUCGGCAACAUGGCUCUGCCCACCGGAGGGCCCGGAAUGAGGGCCCAGGUCUACCUCUGCAACCGACCACUGUGGCUCAAGUUUCACCGGCACCAAACCGAGAUGAUCAUCACCAAGCAGGGCAGGCGGAUGUUUCCCUUCCUCAGUUUUAACAUAGCCGGUCUCAGUGUGGCAGCGCACUAUAAUGUGUUUGUGGAGGUGGUGUUGGCAGAUCCAAACCACUGGAGAUUUCAGGGUGGCAAGUGGGUGACCUGCGGGAAAGCUGACAACAACAGUCAAGGGAACAAAGUCUACAUCCAUCCAGAGUCCCCAAACACAGGGGCCCACUGGAUGAGACAAGAAAUCUCCUUCAGCAAACUAAAACUCACCAACAACAAAGGAACCAGUCACAGCACGUCCCAGAUGAUCGUCUUGCAAUCGCUUCAUAAGUACCAGCCUCGGCUGCACAUUGUGGAGGUGACGGAGGAUGGCGUGGAGGACGUGAACAGCGACCUUAAGACUCAGUGCUUCAGUUUUCCAGAGACACAGUUUAUAGCGGUCACUGCCUACCAGAACACUGAUAUCACACAGUUGAAAAUUGAUCACAACCCCUUUGCCAAAGGAUUCAGAGACAACUAUGAUUCGAUGUACACCGCGUCAGAGAACGACCGUCUCACGCCAUCUCCAACCGACUCUCCCCGUGCCCACCAGAUUGUCCCCGGUGCCCGCUACACGAUGCAGCCCCUCUUCCAGGACCAGUUUGUCAACAACCUACCGCAGAAUCGCUUCUACAACAGCGAGAGAGCCGUGCCCCAGACCAACACGCUCCUCUCACCUCAAACAGAAGACGGCGCUUCGCAGCGGUGGUUUGUCACCUCUAUGCAGCAAGGGGGAAACUGCACUGGUACCGGCAACAAGCUAGACCUGACACCCUACGAGGGGGAAUACUCAAGCCCCCUGCUUCCGUAUGGUAUCAAAUCUCUGUCCAUGCAAACGUCUCAUGCACUCAGCUACUACCCAGACUCUCCUUUCACCACCAUGUCACCCGGGUGGGGGUCCAGAGCUGCAUACCAAAGAAAGGUGACUCCCAGUCUGCCAUGGUCUCCCAGGCCCAGUCCCACGACUGGGUUCCCAGAAGACUCAGACAAAGUUAAACCACAGAUUGAGGAAGAGGUGAAUGGCACUGGAGCACUGAUCACCUCCUGGACAGAGACACAGUCAUCAACGCUUUCCUUGGAGAAGGCCGAUUCCUACGCCAUGGCCUGCAAGCGAAGGCGCUUGUCUCUCAAUGGCCCAAGCGCAGAGGACUCACCCACCAACACCAAGUGUGAGGAUUUAGCCUCCGCUGCCACCAACAAUAGCUCCUACAGCAAGGACGCGCCCCCAUCUAAAGGCAUGGCUGCGUACUACUCCUUUUACACAAACCCGUGAACUUUUUUUGUCUCUGAAAAAGAAGGCCUAGUUUUAUCUAUCAUCUGAAUAAAAUAUAUUAUUUUGCUUUUUUUUAAAAAAAAAAGAAAAAAAGAAAAAUGGUUAUGUGAGCAUCAUUACCAUGCUUUGAAAGUGGAGAUGUUGCUGUCUCAUUACUGUUGUGACAACACAGGAAAUAUCGAGGACACAUUAAAACACGACGCCAUUAAACAAGAUUGGUGAAGAGAUGCAUGCAGCACAAUGAGCAUCUCGAGGGCUUACAUUGUUGAUCCCUGUCACUGGACUGUAUAUUUUAAGCCACUGAUUUCUGCGACUAGGUGUUUUGGAAUUUUGAAAAGUGCCAAAGCAUCUGUUUAAAGUGCCCCAAUUUUCUUAAACAGUGUUUUAUCGUUGCAGACAUUUACGUAUGUACCUUUUCACUGAGAUUGUGUGUUUACAGAUUAUUUAUUCAAGGUCUGUUCUUGAGAUGUGUGCACUCUUUAAAUGUGAGUAUAGUAUGCUGUAUAUACCUUCCCUGCAAAAGUUCAGAUAUUUGAUAAUAAAAGACAUACGUGUUCUAUGGAAUAUCUAAGUGAUUAUUUUUGAUUUAAUUAAAGCACUCCACGUGUCCUA
Mugil cephalus (flathead mullet) is the source of this 2789-nucleotide messenger RNA. RefSeq names its product eomesodermin homolog b (gene eomesb). The transcript has 7 exons. Gene Ontology annotation, cellular component: nucleus. The record is from RefSeq and is a predicted model, not a curated record. Gene Ontology annotation, molecular function: DNA-binding transcription factor activity, RNA polymerase II-specific; RNA polymerase II cis-regulatory region sequence-specific DNA binding. Lineage: Eukaryota; Metazoa; Chordata; Actinopteri; Mugiliformes; Mugilidae. Gene Ontology annotation, biological process: mesoderm formation; CD8-positive, alpha-beta T cell differentiation involved in immune response; endodermal cell fate specification. The coding region runs from base 369 to 2177 and encodes 602 amino acids.